Messenger RNA from Filobasidium floriforme, 714 nucleotides. RefSeq lists its product as uncharacterized. NCBI's taxonomy places the organism in Eukaryota, Fungi, Basidiomycota, Tremellomycetes, Filobasidiales, Filobasidiaceae. Bases 1 to 714 code for a protein of 237 amino acids. The transcript has 3 exons. The record is from RefSeq and is a predicted model, not a curated record.
AUGUCUGCAUCAGGCCGUCCCGACGAACUGUGGCGAACGACCCCCAUGGGGUCCGCUCGAAUGGCAGCUCUGGGCGACCGCGUCCUUCGAUACGCGAGGGAGGACAAGCAGAAGGCCUUGUCAUACCUCGUCGGUCUCGCCAAUGCCGAGACGACGAACAGUGGAGCGAACGCCAAUGGGUCACGAGACCGGGAGCAGGACGAUCGCGGCGAUGUAGCGGACGGGCACAUCCCUAGUCCCAAACAGAUCGAUAGAUUGCUCGAUCGAUGUGAGCUCUUCAGAAGACUCGAAAGAGUCCCAGCUUCCUCUCCAGAACAUAUUCCCCGCCUGCCAAUCGGCAUGUUCUCUCCCGGCGAGAUCAAGACAAAGGUCGAGUACGUUGCACGGCUGUGCAUUCUGGACAACCACGGAAGGCUACCUGAACCGGUAGGGUUGAUCGAAAUGAUGAUGGAUCGUAAUGAAGAGGGAAGACCAGAGCUCGAACGACAACAGCCGAGACGCCACGACGAGCCUGGGUUCGAAGCCUUACCCAAGCUCACCAUCGAGGAGGGAGGAGGAAAGAAGCUCAUCAGCGUCCGCCGAGUCGCCGAGCGCGACUUUCAGCCAGACGCUACCACAAGGGUACCUGCAGCUUCAUUCUUAGCUAAACCUCUCGACCAAUCUCUGGGACCGCCAGUCGAUCAGGGACUGCGUCAACGAAAUGCUAGAGAGUGA